UGGCAAAUCAAUUUUAUCAAAUAACUUCGCGUCAGUUUAGUAGUUUAGUCACACACUCCGGAAGAAAAAUUGUUUGUGUAGUUUUCUAAAACUUUCAAAUCAUCUAUUUAUUGAACCUUUUACUAUCUUUUAAAAUGUGCACUAUUGAAUGUGAAUGCCAGCUUCAACAUGCCCAGCCAGUUGCCAGCUGUGGAGAUUUCCUGUGCCCCAAACCACCAGUUGGGGAGACUGAUACCCCCUCCGGAAAGUCACGGGUAAAUGCAAUGCGGCAGCUGUUUGAGCGCAAAAUUCAAGUGAAGGAAAAUCGACGCAGCUCCAAAAGAGCCGAUCCAGACUGCAAAAGUGCCCUAGUCUUGAGUGGAAACAAUCGGCGGGGUUCCAUUGAGUACGACGACGACAACGUUCCGCCAGUGAUAGAGCAAAUUACCGUGGAAGACAUUCCUCAGGACUCGACCAGAUUCUACCGGAGUCACACGAAAAUUGUCAGCGUUCCGAACGGGGUGAAGAUCAUCACGACGAUUUUGGCUAACGAUAAUGUUUCACCGGGGGAUGAAUUUGGCACGGUUUACGAAACAUUGAUCUUUCCGGAGAGUGAAAUUAUUAGACAGUUUGAGCAACAUGUGAAACAAGAUAGAUGCCUCAAAUCGGAAAAUUUGAAAUAAACGUUUUAAUACUA
This is a messenger RNA of Aedes albopictus (Asian tiger mosquito), 676 nucleotides long. RefSeq lists its product as uncharacterized. Lineage: Eukaryota; Metazoa; Arthropoda; Insecta; Diptera; Culicidae. The record is from RefSeq and is a predicted model, not a curated record. The transcript has 2 exons. Bases 135 to 662 code for a protein of 175 amino acids.